CAGCUACGCUUCUCACUUCCUCUUUAACGAGGACGUUUUUGCAAGAAGCGUCUUGGGGUGUAGUGAGAGUGAGCGAGAGAGAGAGAGAGAGAGAGAGGCACACACAUGCAGGCCGAGUGGUUUUCAGGAGUGAUCUGAAGCUGUCUGUCUGUGUCGACUUCGUCUUGGACUUCCUGGGAGAACUGUUGAAUCUCAGCUCUGGAGAUUUGAGACACUAAACUGAACCUUCAGUUAACGUGGAGAGUUUGCACUGUCGCCGUAUCCAUCAUCCAUCAUCAUCAUCAUCACAUUUCUCUUACUUUCGCUUGUGAGAGCUGAGGUGUGGCUGCUGUCUGAUGGGUGAAGCCUCCUUUUGGAAUGCAGCUCCAGGACUUUAAUCAGGAUCUUAUUCCAACGGAUCCCUGCGUGAACUGACUCCUCCAGAGUGUCGGACAGACGACAGAGGAGAGCAGGAUGAGUUCAGAGCGAAUACCUCCCAAGGCGGAGGUGAUCGGAUGGAGCCCUCAAACCCUGGCUGAGUACCUCAGAAGGAUGAGCUUGCCUGGUUGUGAUAAAGUGGUGUUGAAUAAUUCUAUAAACGGACUCGGAUUUCUGAAUAUGAAUGAAAACGCCCUGCAGAAGUUCCCCAAAAUCCACGCUCCUAUGAUCUCUAAGCUCUGCACUGAGAUCAAUAAGAAAGAAGAAAGAAGAGGCUUCUUCGGUAAAAAACCCACGGUUCCCAAGUAUGUUCAACCAGACACGCCUGUUGAUGACCAAGGCUGGGAUGAAGAUGAAUUUGACAGUGAUGAUGACUAUGAGAACCCGGACGAUGAAGGGAGCAUGGGAGAUUAUGAGUCUCCUACGGAAGACCACGAGAGAGAGAACCAAGACAGUGACAAUGAUUACGAGUCUCCUUCCGAGGGUCCCAUGGCAGAAAAUGAUGCCUUUGACAACGAUUACGAGCCUCCUCCCUCUGAGCCAACGGAGGACCUCACUCACAAACUGUGUCCCACGCUGCCCAUUGGAGAGAGCGACUAUAUAGAUAACAGGAACAACCGUGUCUAUUGCAGAGGCCCGCCCCCCACUCUGACCCCUCGUCCUCCAGCCUUCUCCAGCCCCGAGCCGGCCCAGCAGCCACAGCCAGUGGAGCCCUCCCCACUGAGACGAGAUCAUUCCCCCCACUUCGGAGGGAGACCCCCAGCAAAGGUGGGUGUAGUGGGUCCAAAACCUUCCGCACCACCACAAGUGUUCCGGAAUAAAAAACCAAACCGAGGAGACCGAGGACCCAACCAGUCUCCCAUGCCAGGAAACCAGUUCACUAAAACAGACAAGAUGGCCUCGCAGCCGUGGAGGCCCCAGUUAGAUGAGAGGUUGCCAGAACCUGCCAGUUGGAACAGCAAGCCUCCUCCUCCCCUCCCGUCCUCCUCUGUCAACAGGAGCAACUCCUCUGCCCGGAUUCCCCCCAACAUGCCCCAGAUGGAUGACAGGAAGCCAGAACCUCCCAGUUGGAACAGCAAGCCUCCUCCUCCCCUCCCGUCCCCCUCUGUCAACAGGAGCAACUCCUCUGCUCCUAACAGAUUCGUGCCUGAGGUGAGGAAUGAGACACAUGAUGAAGCCCCAGGUAAUAUCCCAAGGCACAACACUUUCCCCCUUCAAAGCAAGGGUCUGCUCCCCCGCCCUGUAGCAUCUGGAUCCUCGCCACGAUACACUGACAGUCUGUCGCCAAGUAUUCCUGCUGGUGGCUCCUUGCCCCAAAAGCUGCAGUCUGCAUUAAGUAUUCACAGAAGCAGUUCUAUGGCUGGAGCAGACAGGAAAACACUUCCCCCCCGACCAGCUCCACCAAACCUCCAUCCUUCAUUCACUGAUUCCCAAAACACACAGAGCUUGGAUCGUAGUUGGUAUGUGGGCAGUGUGACCAGAAAGGUGGCAGAGGACUGUCUGAGACAAGUAAACAAGGAUGGGGCGUAUCUGGUGCGGGACAGCACCAAGCAGAUGCCCAACCAGCCCUUCACCCUGAUGGUUCUGUACCAGGUCAAAGUCUACAACAUCCAAAUCAAAUACCAUAACUACCAGUACAUGCUGGGCACCGGGCUCAAGGUCCAAGAGACGUUUCCAACAGUCCGUGACAUCAUCAGUCACUACUCUCGCUCUCCUCUCCUCCUCAUCGACGCCAAAAACCGAAGCUUGGUCCAGCAGAAUCAGUGUCUCCUGUCCGAGCCGGCCGGCUUCCGGCUGGGAUAAAACCAAUCUUAACUGGGAUGGAAAUGGACUCGGCCCAGUCACAAAACCAACCAGUCACUGUCGAACCCAGAGCAGUAUCUGAAUAAGGAUGAACCCAGCGACUCAGUCACCACCGGGGGGGGAAACAGGAAUUAAAAACAACCGGCUCUUCAGAAUCAUGUCCGUGUGAGUCACUCAGUGAGGCACCAGGAACCUAACUGAAAAUAACGUGUGUUCAAACUACUGUCCAAAAAAAGGAGUCUCUGAAGAUUUUUUUUUUUUUGCCAUAUCAGCUGAUUUUCAUUAUAUACAAGAUGUAAGAGGUUCCUUCAUGAUACAUGGUAUUUGUUUGCUGCUUCUAAAAAAAUACUUCACAAGGCAGUGAAGAUCUUGUCCAAGGUCCAACAUUGAGUACCGAAUUCAUAAAUGUACACAGACGAUGUUCUGCUUGGAUACUGAUCCGAAGGAGUAAAUUAAUUCUUGGAGAGCUGAUUGUGUUAAUUUGAGCAUGUUCCACUUUAAAAGGUAAUUUUCUGUAUAGACCAAGUAACUCGCUACUGCAGGCGAUGGUUCAUCUGUACUUUUAAGAUGUAUUUCCUGUUCUCCUCAGGUUCUUUCAGCCCACAACGCUUCUCACAACUAUCUGAGUGUAAACGUGUCUGAUGCCGCCAGUUUUUUAUUCUGAACGGUCAUUAAAAUCUCUUCGUUUGU
Molecule: messenger RNA, 2910 nt
Organism: Lampris incognitus (smalleye Pacific opah)
Lineage: Eukaryota; Metazoa; Chordata; Actinopteri; Lampriformes; Lampridae
Gene: lcp2a
Product: lymphocyte cytosolic protein 2a
Exons: 23
Coding region: 454-2220 (588 amino acids)
Biological process (GO): cell surface receptor protein tyrosine kinase signaling pathway; intracellular signal transduction
Source: RefSeq, a predicted model, not a curated record